AUGCCAAAGAAACGCAGAAAUGGAGGAAGAUCAAAACACAAUCGAGGCCACGUAAACCCCUUGAGAUGUUCUAACUGUGGAAGGUGUGUUCCAAAGGAUAAGGCAAUAAAAAGAUUCAAUAUAAGAAAUAUUGUUGACACGUCAGCACAAAGAGAUAUAAAGGAGGCCUCAGUUUAUUCAACAUUUCAACUGCCGAAAUUGUACAUCAAACAGUGUUACUGUGUCUCAUGUGCUAUUCACUCUCGUUUUGUGAGAGUAAGAUCAAGAGAACAAAGAAGAGUAAGAAAGGAAACAUCCAAGCAUGUUAACCCGUCGCAGUUAUAG
This is a messenger RNA of Plasmodium gonderi, 324 nucleotides long. Its product is annotated as 40S ribosomal protein S26. The transcript has a single exon. Gene Ontology annotation, cellular component: cytosolic small ribosomal subunit; ribosome. Gene Ontology annotation, biological process: translation. Lineage: Eukaryota; Apicomplexa; Aconoidasida; Haemosporida; Plasmodiidae. The record is from RefSeq and is a predicted model, not a curated record. Gene Ontology annotation, molecular function: structural constituent of ribosome; mRNA binding. The coding region runs from base 1 to 324 and encodes 107 amino acids.